Messenger RNA from Cantharellus anzutake, 1480 nucleotides. RefSeq lists its product as uncharacterized. Gene Ontology annotation, molecular function: metal ion binding; ubiquitin protein ligase activity. The record is from RefSeq and is a predicted model, not a curated record. Gene Ontology annotation, biological process: protein polyubiquitination. The transcript is spliced from 5 exons. The coding region runs from base 1 to 1017 and encodes 338 amino acids. NCBI's taxonomy places the organism in Eukaryota, Fungi, Basidiomycota, Agaricomycetes, Cantharellales, Hydnaceae.
AUGUCGUCACUGUAUGAACCGGUCUGCCGUUACUUUAACACCUCCAGGGGGUGCUUUAGAGGCGAUUCCUGCCGUUAUGCUCAUAUCAGUCCCCGGGAACCCUCAAACACGUCCUCGUCAGUGAAUCCUUCCGGCACUCCGCUGUGUAGAUUCUUCGCCGCUGGGAAUUGCAUAAGAGGGACUUCAUGCUUUUACAAACACGAAUCUCCGGCUGGUUCUGGCAGUCGGGCCGCUCCAUCCAAUGCGGCGAGCAAGGAUUCUGAAAGCGCGCCAUCUACGGCUUCGAAGCGUGUGGCUGAGGUCGAGCAUCCAUGUAUUAUUUGUUAUGAAGAGAAGCCUGCACAGUAUGGGCUGCUACCGGGUUGCAGCCAUCCAUUCUGCAUGGAAUGCAUUCGAUCGUGGCGGGCGGUCUCUGACAAAGAUCUACAAACCAUUUCAUCUGGCGUUAUAAAGACUUGUCCAGUGUGCCGUACUCCGUCAUCAUUCGUGGUCCCUUCCGACAAGUUCUAUCCUGAUAACAAUCCAAUGAAGAAGAUCACCAUUGACCAAUACAAGAAGAGACUCUCCAAGAUCCCAUGCAAGCACAUAGCCAAGAGCUUAUCUCUGAUGCGGGAGCCCUUCUGCCCCUUUGGUCGCGACUGCUUCUUUCAGCAUCUCGAUGCCAAUGGAGAGGAGAUUACAUUCGAGCAUGGUGCUGAGAAAAUGCAAGCCGCCCAAGAAAGGCGCCUCACGCGGAUGAUGCGCGAGGCGAACUACGUUCGGUUCCAAGAUGCACUUGACUCAUUUGCUGACGAUUUGCUGAGCACAAACUUCGAGACGCUCAUGUCAAGAAUCGGAGAUGGUGAACUUGAUUACGGAGACGAGUACGACGAUGACGAUGAGGAGGAUGACUGGGAAGAUGGAGAGAAUGAUGACUGGGAGGAGGAGGAUAACGCAAUGUUUCGAAGGCUCCUGGAUGAGCAGCAGCAAUAUUUACUGAGCGAGCGCUUUGCCGAGUUGGCAAGUGUUAUCUAUUGAGCCGAACGGUUCUGUUCACAACGUCCUUACUUCGAUUGAUCCUACUUGUAGGUAAUAGACACCGCUGAGGAUGACCAGAGCCCUUCGGGCGAUACGGGGCCAGUUUAUUUCGUCCCUGCAUCGACCCUCCCGCACCGAAGGCGAUAAGGCGACACGUGGACUUCAGUGGUUUGGGUUAUGUUGAGUAUCAUAGUAAUCCACAUGUAUAUUUACAUAUCUAUGAUGUCGGAGUUUAUUCCGAGGUGCCUAAAGCGCGACUGUUGAGACUCUAGGAAAAAUCAAUGAUUGCAGGCAAUAAAUUGACUAGGUACACUCCGUCUCCAACGCUUCCAAACAAGAUCAGUAGUCUGGUGGUUCUUCUCCAGGCUCAAACAACCCUGUCGGAGGACUCGGUUCGACCGGAUGUGGGAACACUGGUUGUCUCUCCUGUACUUGCUCUCGUUCUCUUCUUUGCUCCUCCAAC